GUCAAAUAAAAUGUUCGGUUUAUCGUUGGCGGUAAAUAUCUAAGCAUUUGUGAAAUUGUGUUGUUAAUUUUUUCAAAGAAGAUUCUUUUCUUUAGAAAAUGCCUCGGACUACAAGAAGAUCUCUUAAGACACUACAACACACCGCCACCGAUACAGAAAAUUUAGUGGGUAGGCCGUCAAAAAGUUUAAAACAUCAGCUUAGUCAUGAAUCGGUUAUAGAAGUAGAAGUGAAGAAGAAAAAUCUUUCUACAAAGGAAACUCAAGUCAAUCUUGAGAACAAAAUAAGUGCAGAUGAUUUGACAAAUCCAGAAGGAGCUUCUGAAAGAUAUUGGCAAAUUUUAGCAGAGAAGCGUCAAGUUGCUCUACAAGAUGCUCUUGAAGAAAAUGAAAAACUACGAAAAAUUAUCGAAGAUUUAAAGCAAGAGAAUAUACAGUAUAAACAAAUGUUGGAUGAAGCCAAUAGCUUUGUUGAAGUUAUUAAGGAGGAGCUAGCAAACAGCAGCAAAGAUGACACUGGAAUUGAUGUCAAUGAUGUUAGCACUGCUGACGAAGCCCCAGAGGAGGAUGUAAUUAAAUCAGAUACACCAAAAAACUAAUAGAAAUAAUGCAUAUGGCCUUUAUUAGUCUUUUAUGUCAAGUUCAUUUUUUUAAUUUGAUUUUUUUUUCUUGCUGUUACUUCUUAUUUUAGAAAAGUAUGUACCUUUUCAAGAUAAGUAGUAUUAAAGAUAUUUAUUUCAUUUAUAUUUACACAAGAUCUUAGUUUAGAU
Messenger RNA from Nymphalis io (European peacock), 767 nucleotides. RefSeq names its product geminin-like (gene geminin). Gene Ontology annotation, biological process: negative regulation of DNA replication; negative regulation of cell cycle. NCBI's taxonomy places the organism in Eukaryota, Metazoa, Arthropoda, Insecta, Lepidoptera, Nymphalidae. The transcript has 5 exons. Bases 99 to 596 code for a protein of 165 amino acids. The record is from RefSeq and is a predicted model, not a curated record. Gene Ontology annotation, cellular component: nucleus.